AUGGCAGCUCAUUAUUUGAUCUCCCAGUCCUACCUCCUGGAGGCCGAGUCGGAGAACGUCAUCAGAGGUAACUCGGCCGUCCUCAAGUGCAAAAUCCCCUCCUUCGUCGCCGACUUCGUCAGCGUCCAGGCCUGGGUGGAUGAUGAGGGGAACAAUUAUUACCCCAACGAGAAAUAUGUGGUGUACCAGGAUUACCUCACAGAGGCCGAGAACGAAUACGUCAUCAGAGGUAAUUCAGUCGUCAUGAAGUGCAAGAUCCCUUCCUUCGUCGCCGACUUCGUCAGCGUCCAGUCUUGGACGGAUACCGAAGGAGUGUCCUAUUAUCCUUCACAGGAUUAUGUCGUGGCCCAGGAAUACGAAACGGACGCGGACAAGGAGUACGUCAUCAAGGGCAACAAUGCCAUCAUGAAAUGCGAGAUUCCUUCCUUCGUCGCCAGACUUCGUCAGCGUCCAGUCCUGGUCGUGACCCAGGAAUACAAGAGCCGAGUCCACGACGAGGAUGUCCUUAAGGGCAACGCCGCCAUCUUGAAGUGCGUCAUUCCUUCCUUCGUCGCCGACUUCGUCAGCGUCCAGGCCUGGGAGGAUCUGGAAGGGACCGUUUACAGGCCCACGGAAGGCUAUGUGGUAUCCCAGGGCUACGUCACCCAGGUGGUGGACGAGAGCGUCCUGAGGGGCAACAGUGCCAUCUUGAAGUGCCUCAUACCCUCCUUCGUCGCCGACUUCGUCAGCGUCCAGGCCUGGGUAGACGGCGAUGGGCAGGCUUAUUAUCCCUCUGAGAAUUAUGGUUACCUCACCCAAGUCUUGGACGAGAGCGUCCUGAAGGGGAACUCCGCCAUCUUCAAAUGCGUCAUUCCUUCCUUCGUCGCCGACUUCGUCAGCGUCCAAAGUUGGCAGGACCUCGAGGGAGUCAGUUACGUCCCCACUGAGGAUUAUGUGGUGUCCCAAAAGUACCUGACGCAGGUGUGGGACGAGAGCGUCCUUAAGGGCAACUCCGCCAUUCUCAAGUGCGUCAUUCCUUCCUUCGUCGCCGACUUCGUCAGCGUUCAGUCCUGGGAGGACCUCGAAGGGAAGACCUACCUGCCCUCGGAGGAUUAUGAUGGCAAGUACCUCGUCCUUCCCUCUGGUGAGCUCCACAUCCGCUCCGUCAGCAGCGAAGACGGCUUCAAGAGCUACAAGUGCCGUACGAUCCACCGCCUCACUCAGGAAACGCGCCUCUCAGCUACCGCAGGUCGAUUGGUGAUCUCAGAACCGAUGGGUAGCAGCGGACCACAGUGGACUUCAAAGAGUGUUUUACAGUCCUUUAUAGUUAAGGCUGGACUUCCUACAACUCUCCUGUGCGAAGCUCAGGCGCAUCCUAGUCCAGGUUUCAGGUGGUUCAAGUUCAACGAAGGCGGAAGAAAAGCUCCUGUCGAACUCGGGGACCGCGUCAAACAAGUCGGUGGCACUUUGAUCAUCCGUGAGGCUAAAGUCGAAGAUUCUGGGAAAUAUUUGUGCGUCGUGAACAACUCAGUCGGUGGAGAGAGUGUCGAGACUGUCCUGACUGUAACUGCUCCCCUUUCUGCUCAAGUCGAACCCAAGGUCCAGACAGUUGAAUUUGGCAGACCUGCUACAUUCACUUGCACAUACAGAGGCAACCCAGUCAAGUCUGUGUCAUGGCUAAAGGAUGGUGCACCAAUCAACCAUAAGGAGGCAGUUUUGAGAAUUGACAGCGUCGGCCGUGAGGACAAGGGCAUGUACCAGUGCUUCGUCAGGAAUGACCAGGAAUCAGCCCAGGCUACUGCAGAACUGAAAUUGGGUGGACGAUUCGAACCUCCUCAACUGACCCAUACAUUUGACUCAAAGACCCUUCAACCUGGACCCUCUGUCUUCUUGAAGUGCGUAGCUGCUGGAAACCCCACACCAGAAAUCACCUGGGAACUCGACGGAAAUCGUCUCUCCAAUUCUGAAAGAUCUGAUAUCUUCCUGGAUGGAAUUGAUGGUUUAAAUACACUGGAAGAAAGGAUGCAAGUUGGCCAGUACGUCACAGUCAAUGGAGAAGUUGUCUCACACUUGAAUAUCUCAGCUAUUCACACCAAUGAUGGCGGUCUCUAUGCCUGCGUUGCCUCGUCCACUGUCGGAUCUGUGAAACACGCUGCACGACUUAACGUUUAUGGAUUGCCCUACAUCAGGCCUAUGGACAAGGUUGCAGUCGUUGCUGGAGAAAAUAUGGUUGUUCACUGCCCAGUUGCUGGUUACCCCAUUGAUUCCAUUGUUUGGGAAAUGAAGGGACGCAUGCUGCCAAUCAACAGACGCCAGAAGACCUUUGGCAAUGGAACACUCAUCGUAGAAGCUGUGCAGAGAUCUGCUGAUCAAGGAAGGUACACUUGUGUGGCCCGCAAUAGCCAAGGAUACACCGCUCGUGGAGAUCUCGACGUCCAAGUUAUGGCCAUUCCCGUCAUCAUGCCUUUCAUGAUUCCCCCUGAAAAUUUUGAGGGCGUGUCUAUCCAAGUUCUUUGCACGCUGUUGUCCGGCGACGACCCCAUAACUUUAUACUGGCUCAGGGAUGGCAUUAGCUUGAGCACAGAGAGCCUUGACGGCGCCACUAUAACCCCUGUAAACUCGAGAACGUCGAUGCUGGCCAUUCCUAGCCUGAGCCAGCAUCACUCUGGAGAGUACACUUGCGUUGCCACCAAUCGUGCAGGCCAGGCCAAACACAGUGUUACACUGACUGUCCUAGUCCCACCACGUUGGAUUGUAGAACCCGCAGAUAAAGCAUUUGCCCUUGGAAGUGAUGCUCGUCUGGAAUGCAAAGCCGAUGGCUUCCCAAGGCCCACUCUAGGAUGGAAAAAGGCUGCCGGUCGCACUCCUGGUGAUUACCGCGAUCUUGGCGUUGACAACCCCAAUGUUAAGGUAACUGAGGAAGGCACACUUCAGAUCAGCAACAUUCAGAAAUCCCAUGAAGGCUACUACCUCUGCGAAGCAAACAAUGGAAUUGGUGCCGGACUCUCCACUGUCAUCUAUGUACGAGUUCAGGCUCCUCCUCAGUUCAAAAUCCAGUACCGUAAUCAGACUGCCAGGCGUGGAGAAGAUGCUGUCCUUGAGUGUGAAGCUGAAGGAGAAACACCUAUUGGAAUCCUGUGGAGCAAGAACAAACUUAGCGUUGACCAAGCAGCUGAGCCAAGGUACACAAUCCGUGAGGAAAUGAGGGGUGGUGGUGUACACAGCAGCUUGAGCAUCAAAACCACUGACAGGUCUGACUCUGCUGUUUAUACUUGUGUUGCUACGAAUGCCUUUGGAAGUGCUGACACCAAUAUCAACCUCAUCAUCCAGGAACACCCUGAACAACCAAACAGCCUGAAGGUUUUGGACAAGAGUGGCCGAUCUGUGGAAUUGUCUUGGACCCCCCCUUACGAUGGAAACUCCCCCAUUACCCGUUACAUUGUUGAAUACAAACUCAGCCGACGCAACUGGGAAAAUGAUGGAGAACGCAUGAUGGUUCCUGGAAACCAGAACAUGGCUGCUGUCCUUGACCUCAGGCCCGCAACAACCUACCAUCUCCGCAUCAUUGCACGAAACGAAAUUGGAGACUCUGAUCCUUCUGACACUGUGACGAUCAUCACCGCCGAAGAAGCUCCAAGCGGCCCACCACGUGACCUAAAAGUUGAGGCUGUCGACCAGAGUUCUUUGAGAGUCACAUGGAAACCACCCCUCAGAGAAGAAUGGAACGGAGACAUCCAGGGUUACCAGGUUGGCUACAGACUCGCAGCAUCCAACAAUUCCUACGUCUAUGAAACCGUCGAAUUCAGCAAGGAAAUGGGAAAAGAGCAUCACCUCGUUAUUUCAAAGCUCCACGUCUACACAGAAUAUGCCGUAGUUGUCUCUGCUUUCAACAAGAUCGGCCAGGGCCCAAAAACAGAGGAAAUCCGAGCUUACACCGCUGAAGGUACUCCCCAGCAGCCACCUCAAGAUGUUACUUGCACCACCUUGACCUCCCAGACUAUUCGAGUAUCCUGGUCUUCCCCACCUCUUGCUACUGUACAGGGUGUCAUCAAGGGUUACAAGGUUAUUUAUGGACCUUCUGAUAAGUGGUAUGAUGAAGAGAGCAAGGACACAAAGAUUACUGGCUCCACUGAAACCCACCUUCAUGGCCUUCAGAAGUAUACCAACUACAGUCUCCAGGUUCUAGCUUUCACUUCUGGUGGUGAAGGAGUCCGAUCUCAGCCCAUUCAUUGUCAGACUGACCAGGAUAUCCCUGAAGCACCAACAUCCGUUAAGGCAUUGGUUAUGUCAGCUGAGUCUAUCCUUGUAUCAUGGCUUCCUCCUGAGCGUCCCAAUGGUAUUAUCACCCAGUACACUGUCUAUUACAAGGAACAUGGCCAGAGUGACAGUGAGGCUAUCCAACAGAAGUUGCUCCCAUCACAGCUGAACUUCGAAGCAUCCAAUCUGAAAAAGCGUGACAACUAUGUAUUCUGGGUAACUGCUUCAACCACAGUUGGCGAAGGAGAAAUGUCACAGUCUGUUCACUUGAAGCUCUCAAACAAAGUGCCUGCUAAGAUUGCAUCAUUUGAUGACGAAUAUGUUGCCACUUACAAGGAGGAUGUUAAACUGCAAUGCCAGGCUGUAGGUCUCCCAACCCCCGACAUCAGGUGGACUGUUCAUGGUGAACCAUUUGUCCCUGACGAUCGCAAACGCCUCCUGCCUGAAGGUUCUCUGUUGAUCCGUGAAGUUUCCCGUGAUGAUGCUGGUGAAUACACAUGCCAUGUUGAAAAUGCUUAUGGUCAGGACACUGUGACACAUGCUCUCCUUAUUCAAGCUCCUCCUCACCCACCUGAAAUUGAACUCCAGUCAACAACCACCAAUAGCAUUGAAGUUAAACUGAAACCAUCUGCCAUUGAUGACACCACCCCCAUCCAUGGUUACACUGUCUACUACAAGCCAGAAUUCAGCAACUGGGAAAGCGUGCAGGUUCCUUCUUCUACCCGUACUUACACUCUUGAAGACUUGUGGUGUGGCUCACGCUACCAGAUUUAUGCAUCUGCGUACAACAAGAUUGGCACAGGCGAAUCCUCCGAGAUCCUAAACACCCGCACAAAGGGCAAGAAGCCUGAGGUACCCGAAGUUCAUCGUUUUGUAGAAGUGUCCUCCUCCUCCAUCACCCUCCACCUUAAUGCCUGGCUUGAUGGUGGCUGCCCCAUGAACUACUUUGUUGUAGAAUACAAGGCAAGACAUCAGACUGAGUGGACAAUGGCUAGCAACCAAGUGAAACCAAUUGGAAACUAUGUUAUUAUGGAACUGACCCCUGCCACUUGGUACAACCUGCGCAUCUCUGCCCACAACAAUGCCGGAUCAUCCGUUGCUGAAUAUGAGUGUGCUACAUUGACCCUCACUGGUGCCACGUUGCCGCCAACUGUCAUGGAUUCGCGUGUUUCCUGGCUGCCCGAAUGGUGGCCCAAAUGGCUGGAUCUCAAUGUCCUGGUUCCUGUCAUUGCUACCAUCGUCGUGAUUAUUGUGGGCAUCGUUGUUAUCUGCGUGGCUGUGACCCGACGCAAGAAUGGCAUUGAGAACUUGAGGCUGCGAGAGGAAGUCUACCAGCAGUACCAGUACAACGCUAGUAUGCCCCCUCCAUCUACUAUGGACAAGCGACACCCAGGAUUCCGUGAUGAGCUAGGUUACAUCCCACCUCCCAAUAGGAAGCUUCCUCCAGUUCCUGGAUCCCAGUACAACACUUGCGACCGCAUCAAACGAGGUGGGGGGUCAGGUCGCGGCACACAUGCCACCUGGGACCCGAGACGACCUAUGUACGAGGAACUCUCCCUCCAUCCCCCCCCUGGACGGCGUAUCCCCCCUGGAGGGCCUCUACCACUCCAAGGCUCCCAGGAUACUCUGAGAUCAGGUGGCGACGACGAAAUCUGCCCAUACGCAACCUUCCACCUUCUUGGCUUCCGCGAGGAAAUGGACCCCCAGCAGGCCGGAAACAACUUCCAGACUUUCCCCCACCAGAAUGGCCACGGCUCCCAGCAGCACUUCGUCAACUCACCCGCCUCAAGGAGCAUGCCACGUCACGGGUCUGGCAACUACUACAGCUGCGUGUCUGGGGAUUAUACUUGUGGCCACACCCCGAACGAAGGUCACCAGCCCCGUCACGGAUCUGGCAACUACUACUCAUGUGUAGCUGGGGAAUAUGGCCCUGGUGGUCCUCCAAGCAGCACCUACUAUUCCACUGUCCCUGAUGACAUGGCCACUUCACGCAUGAGCAGCUCAACCUUCUCUCCAACGUAUGAUGACCCCGCUCGCUCCGAUGAAGAAAGUGACCAGUAUGGAGGAUCUACUUACUCUGGUGGCGGACCCUAUGCACGUGCCAUUGACUCCGUCUCCCAGUCUGGCACUGCUAAGCGCAUGAAUGGUGGUCCUAAUCCCAAAGCGACCUCCAACGGCUUCCCCAGCUCGCGGCCCAAGAGGCGCAGGUUCUUCAUGAACCGUGGCAGCACCUCUGGAAGCGCUGGACAUGGAUCCCCCGAGCCACCCCCACCCCCUCCCCCUCGCAACGGAGACCUGCCUCUGGAUUCCUCAGGACUCGGAUCCUCCUUGAACGACUCCAACAACUCCACGGCCUCCAAUCAGUUCUCUGAAGCUGAGUGUGACCACGACCUCGUACAGCGGAAUUACGGAGAAAAACAUAACGUACAAGUUAACCCAGUGAAGGCUACCAAGAGCACAGAGGAGAUGCGCAAACUCCUGGACAAAAAUGAAGCAGCCACCCACGUUCAAAAUGGAGGCCUAAGGAUGGUGGUAAGUGACGAGAUGAAUGUGUGAGGUCCUCGACGGCCCCAUUGAAGGACCUCAUUGAUCCUGUGCCAUAGGAGGCAACAAGCCUGGUUACCGCUCCCGUCACUGAACAUCACACUCGAUUGCUGAUACUCGACGCUAAUGAAGAUUCUGGUUUUUUGUUUUCUCUCUCUCUCUCUUUUUGAAGGAUUUCACGAAGAAAUAUCACCCCAGUGAGAUGGACUCAAGAUGUGAAUACAGAGGACUUGCCAGAGGUUUUUUAAUUCAGGAUUUUUAUGUUGGCCGCUUUUAUAAAGAAAUUUUCAUGAUGAUAUUAUUCAUUGAUCAUGUGAUUCUUAAUGGUGAAGCUCUCUACAUUUACAGCCAGGCAUAUCUCAGUAUCCCAAGAGUAAAAAGUUCGUCAUCAGUUAAUUCUUAGUUCUAAACGAAGCGAGUCCACUGUUUUCACGAGGGGUCGGAAUUUGAAGUGAAAAGCCACCACCAAAUCCUACAGGAACUUGAAGAAAAGUGUUCAUUGGGGUGCCCGAAGUCUUCUUUUAAUUGUUACUGCGUCACAGCCCGCCGCCCCCCUGCCCUUCGAAAAACCCCCCCGCUCAUGAGAUAAUUAAUUAAUUAACCUGCUGUGAACUCCAUUGUUGUACCCCCUCGUAACCACCACUGCAAGCCCCAGCCGAUGGACGUAUAAUAAUAAUAAUAAUUGCUUCUGAGUGUCUCUUGCAGUGUCGUGUGUAUCACAUACAUAGCAGUAUUCCUUUCUCUGUCUUGUGCUCGAAGAAGGUUCGGAGUCGUGUGUGAACUGUGGAAGUGCUUCUGAUUCUGAUGUUUCAGUGUGUGUGUGUCUGCACCAGUAAAAAUAUAAUUAUGAGGGCCCACACACCGUCAAGUUAAUAAUGCAUUUAUUAACUGCAUUUAAUCCCUUUUUCACCCAUAGCAAAAUGGACCAUAAGAUAUGCUAUGUGAUAGUACGAGGAGAAUACUAACUAAGUAUCGCUGUGUGUGUGUGUGUUUGCAUCAUCCGUGACGGUGCUACGUGGAAAAGUGACUCUCUCUCUUCGACUUGUUCGGUGUUCUAUGUACUUUUGUGAUACGACUCAAGUCUAGUCAGGAGCGGGGGAGGAGCAAACUGUGAAGAAGAGUGUAUGCUGGGAAAAUGUGACGCAGAUGAUGUAACCAGUACGCUCAUCGUUUCUUUUGUUUUAUGCCUGUUUUACCAACAGCAGCAGAAGCAGUAGUUCAGUUGAGAAGUGAGGCAGAGAGAGAUUGGCCUAACCAAGGAAUGAGUGUAUACAGUACUUGAGGUAGAGGAGUUCAUGGGAGGCAAAUUUUCCUUCAACUAAAAUAAAAUUUUUUGACCAUAGUAUAUGUCAUGUUGCCUACUGUAUUACAAUUUAUAUUCCAUAGGUGCUUUUACCUUCCUUUUACAUAACCUUUAUUACGUAUAGUAGCUCAGAGACCAAGGCAGGAUAUUAUACGAUUCCUUGGUCUGCUGGAGGCCUCCCUCUGUUGCACAAAUAUACGCCAUCAUCUCCCUGUCCACUUAACAAUGCAGCGUUCCUAGGUGUUGCUUGAUUUUUCGCAGCUUGCAAGACAAUAUAUGUGAUUUCACCAGCAAUUUUUUUGAAGCUCAGGUAUGAUUGCAUAUGGGUGCAUUAUUUUCUUAUUUGUUUGGUGAAUCUUAGGUUUAUUGCAAGAUCUAGAGAACAUAAAAUUGCUGGAGACUUCACACACAUCCAAAUGUCCGAUGUAUUUAAAGGCAUCUCGCUACGUAAUGUUUUUAUUUGUAUAUUGAAUUUUUCCAUCGAUUUUUAGGAACAAUUGGCAAAUUCUCAUUGUCAGUUCAUGUUUCUACUUAAGCUAUUUCUAUUGUAGCAUUUCUUAUGGAUCUAAGACAAAAAAAAAAUAAUGUUGGUGUAAGUACGUGUGCAUUGCUUCUUCUAUAGGAUUAGAGUGUGUGAAAGUGGAUUCUGUAUUAUAUUAUAAUAGAUGGUAAGUCAUUGCUGAAGUCAUACUCUAUAUAUUAUGUAUUGGCAGAUUUCUCAAGCAAAUAUCUGACAAUAGCUAUUACCGUACCCUGAAGUCCUUUUAAAUUUAAAAUAUUAAAACAGAAGUAACGUUUUGGUGGUUGUGGAAAAGCCAAGUGGUUGCUGUCAGGUUUACCCAGUGGGAUGAGGUCACCUGUGUACUAGACAUAAACAUGUACCAUGGAUAGUGCACAAACAUGUAAUGUCAAACUGAAAUGAAAAAGGUUGUUGAACAGUCGUCAGACCGCUGCGUAAACCUGCUUGCCGCUGCUAGUGAACUGUUGUUGAAGCCAAAACAUUUGCUGGUAUCUUCCAUAAGCUCAAGUGUUAAUACAUGUAGUUUCUUGAUGAUAAAUGUUUGCCAGUGUAAUCUUUUCCUGCCCGUAAAUAAGGUUCGUUAUUUCAUUUGCAGUUCAUUAGUAGUACAGGAGGUGCACUUAAUAAACACCAGAACUAUGUAGUAGACAAGUCAUGCUUUCUUAUCUAUGCAUUUGUACCAUUUUAACCAAAAUGAAGAAGAGGAAGUUGAUAGAAAUAUAUAAAAGGAAGGAAUGGAUCAGUCUAAUUCCCCGAAAAACGUAAAAAAUGCUCAAUCUCUUUUGAGUAGAUAAACGAAUGCUUUUUUCUACUGCUUUUAGGUAGGAUUAAUUAAAUGGUGAAAAAAACCUCAGUAUUAGGCAAUAUAGACAUACAUGCGAGAGAGAGCCAGCACUUUUUCCCCUUUUUUUGAAUCAGAAUUAUUCAAUAUUCAAUUCAUGACAAUUUUUUUAAUGUAUGUAUGUUACUUAUUGUCUAUCUGUUAACUUGAUUUGUUUGUACCAUUUCUAUACAUAUAGGAUAUGUGUGAUUAUGCUUCAUAGUAGACAGCGCUUGUUGUUAAAACUCGACCAGAGAGAGAGUGGACACCAAUGGGAGGGGGGGACCGUAAGACCCUUAACUUCAUGAUUUAGUUUUUACCUCGUGAGAGAGAAAAACAGCUCUAGUGACAUAUACCACUCGGCCAGGUGCCAAGUGCGUGUUCUAACCCACAACCAGUGGGUUAUAGGACUGAUUCUAUGAUGGAGAGGUUCUUGCAGUUUAUUUUUUCUGUUGUUUUUUGUAUAGUUUCCAAGCUUUUUUAUCCCACAAUAAGUUCAGUGUCACUGAUACCUCCCGCACAUCUAAAUCUGACGACAGUUUCAGGGGGAUAAACUUGUCCAGAUUCAGAGAUUUUUUAAGCUUUUUUCCGUGAUGUUGACCCAUGAAGUGACUAAGUCAAGUCACUUUUUUAUACUGACGCACUCUUGGGCUUCACAGUUGUGCUGCUCGAGUCCUAACUAUGUUUUAAGUCUGUUUGAUGAUGAUAAUGAUGAUACAGAGGCUUGAAUACUAAGACGUUUGAUACUGUAAACCAACUCUGACAAACGUUUGAAACGUUGAUCUUCAUUUUUGGAUUAUGAUUUUGAUUAUAGCCCCCCUCAAGCCACCAAUAGUUUGGUCUCUCUCUGUAGGUUAGAAAUUACACAGCUAUGGAUUCCUUCAGUAAUAUAUCAAUGUAACCACUCAUAAAGGUUAUUGAUACUUAAAACACUGAGACUGCUAGGUGUUUAAUUAUACUUGUAGUGGGUAGGUGAAUUUAAAAAAGAGUAUUACCACUGCAUGAAUUGUUCUACAUUGAUAUUAUUCACCAAAGGUUCCUCGAUGGUAAAUAAAGACAUGCUUGUUUAAGGGUGGGUAGUGCGUGAUGAGCACCUCACCUAGAGUGAUAUUUAAAUCAGCAAGUAUGGUAGAAGCCUGGCAUCACGGGUAUGAUUUCAUUUGUCAAGGUCAGUCUAACCUAUGUUUUAUAUAGGAACAACCUUGAUAAUGAAUCUGCAACCCUUGGAGCCAGUCAGAAAAUCUUGUUUACCAGAAGAGAGCCAGCAUAAAAAACAUUUAAAACAUUCUCUGUGUAUUCUGAAAGCUGUGUUGCUUGAUUCUGUGAGAAGUUUACAAAGUGUGGUCUGGGCAAAAAGGGCCUGAUUACUAGACUACCUAUGACCUUAAGUUCAUAAAAAUUUUGAAGAAGAAGAGGGCUGUGUUUUAAUGAUUAUUCAUCAUAAGUUUUUAUUACUCUGUUACUUUUGUUAUUGUUUAUUUGAUUUGUGAUAUUGUUAAUGUCCAUCCAUUAUGAUAUAACAUCUGUGAAGAAAAAUAUAUAGAUAGUCGAGUACUCAGAUCCUGAAUACCCGUGCAAAUGAAUUUCUGUUUCUUGUAUACUUUUGUGAAAUUGUGUUAGCCCAAGUACCCAUGGGCUUUAAAUAUAUUUAAAGAUAAAAAAAUCUGCCUAAUGGAAGAGAACUGGUGCAAUUAUCAACGUAAAAGUAUCGUAGUCGAUACUGUGAAUAGGAUGUAAAGGUGUGACAAUUGUGAUAGUCAUCAUUUUAAACAAAAAAAUAAUUAAGCUUCAGCAUAAAUGGCUUUGGAAUUCAGAUUUGAUGCCUUUUCAAACAUGUUUUGAAUGACUUGCUUAUGAAAAGGUCUGGUUCAAGAUUUGUUUGCAGUCAUGACAAGCAGUGCUUGUCAAGUUAUGUACAUAGACACUUUCUUGGUGUCUUGAUUACUGUGAGUUCGAAACAACAUGCACAGAUGUAAAGGCAUAUAAUAUAUUUAUAGAUACAGUCAGGAAGGAAUGCAAUUUCUGUACAGGCUUUUGUAAUAGCUGGAAAAAAAUAUGCUACGCUGUAGAGAAAAAUAAUGUUAGCCAGAGUGAAGAGUGUAUGCUAGUUAAAAAAAAAACCCAAAGCUAGGUAUGAGGACAUAAGAAUGAGAGUAGUGUGUAAGAAAAUCGCUAUAGGAUUUCUUCCUGAGGGCAGACUACAAAGGUCAUGAGAUUGUUCCUAUUACAGUUGGUUUUUUGGGAUCAAAAUGGAGAUAUUGGCAUCUAGUUAUGGAAAAAUUGUCCACAAGAAUUGUCAGAUAUUUGACGUCAGUGAAUUUGAGUGUGAUAUGUAAAUCGGAACCUCUCAUCUCAAUUGUAAUUUGUGUUGUGACAAGGGAGUUUGCGCCUUAUUGGUUCAAUAAGGCUCAAUAUCACUCAUCACUCCACAUUUUCUACCAAAUAUAGUGUAAACAAUUAUGUAUCAUGAAAUAAACCAUGAGAAAUA
Macrobrachium nipponense is the source of this 11911-nucleotide messenger RNA. RefSeq names its product cell adhesion molecule Dscam1-like (gene Dscam1). The record is from RefSeq and is a predicted model, not a curated record. Gene Ontology annotation, cellular component: cell surface; axonal growth cone; plasma membrane. The transcript is spliced from 47 exons. Gene Ontology annotation, biological process: cell-cell adhesion; neuron migration; axon guidance. Gene Ontology annotation, molecular function: protein binding. Bases 1 to 6792 code for a protein of 2263 amino acids. Lineage: Eukaryota; Metazoa; Arthropoda; Malacostraca; Decapoda; Palaemonidae.